Actinia tenebrosa (Australian red waratah sea anemone) is the source of this 1260-nucleotide messenger RNA. RefSeq names its product homeobox protein unc-42. Gene Ontology annotation, biological process: regulation of transcription by RNA polymerase II; anatomical structure morphogenesis. The record is from RefSeq and is a predicted model, not a curated record. Lineage: Eukaryota; Metazoa; Cnidaria; Anthozoa; Actiniaria; Actiniidae. Gene Ontology annotation, molecular function: RNA polymerase II cis-regulatory region sequence-specific DNA binding; DNA-binding transcription factor activity, RNA polymerase II-specific. Gene Ontology annotation, cellular component: nucleus.
UGGUUUUAUUUUUCGCUGAAGGAGUUAGAUUUAAAGGCUCGAUAUGAUUUCGCCUAGCGAGGUUUAUGAGAUAUGCUGGAAGAAUACACAAUGUUAUCCCUGGAGAGUCAAUCAGCUUGGUGGACGAUACGUCAACGGCAAACCCCUCCCUCAAGAUAUCAGGAUGCAGAUCCUCCAAUUUGCCCGCCUAGGAGUCAGACCAUGUGAUAUAAGCCGUCAAAUGAAAAUCACACAUGGAUGUAUCAGCAAACUUUUGGCUAAAUACAAGAAAACAGGCUCGAUGGAGCCAGGGUUUGCAGGUUUGGAUCGGUCUAAGUUCCUAUUGAAGGAGAGCGACAUAAGACCCUGUAAAGUCUCUCCAAUUCACCGCGAGCUACCAAGCACAAGAGAUUUGGACUGCCCUCCGCCUCUAAAAUGUGUAGGCCCGAAAAAUAUCGAUCGAAGCCGCCUUACGAACGAUGCGUGCCGAAGCUCGACUUGGAGGAGAGAAAAGGUAAUCGAUAAAAGAUCGAGACACUUUCGGGAAGAACGAAGCGAAACGAACAGGGUGAUGUCAAAACCUUAUAAACAUUCCAUCGAUGAAAUAUUAAAUAAUAAGGAGAGUAAAGAAAAGACAAUAGCUGCUGUAACACCGAAUAAUGAAGUUGAAUCUGAUCCUCAGGAAUCGUCAACUCUUGAACAAACGUCCGCGGACACGGAAAGAGAAGCACCGCAAACACUACGAAAACAAAGCCAGCGAUCUCACUUUACAAGACAACAGAUCCAGAUUCUUCAAGAAGAGUUUAUGCGUAACCAGUACCCAGGACUUCCCGAACGACAAAAAUUAUCAAGAGAUUUAGACGUUAAUGAAACAAGAAUCAGGGUCUGGUUUUCAAACAGGCGAGCUAAAAACAGACAAACGUCCAGGAAGGUCCAGGAGGUACGAGACACAGACGAUUCUUACCUUUGCUGUCAGAGAUUCCAGCACCAUUACAUGCCAGACAUGGUCGUCCCUGGUCUUUUCACGGACCUUUCUUCUAGCCAUUCAGACAUGCUUGCUUAAAAUAGCUGAGCAAUGAAAGUAGCUAAUUAAAGUAGUUUUAUAACUUGUUUAGUUUUCAGUAAAGCCAAAGGAAGAAUGGAAUAUGUAUCUAAGAAAAAGCUAUUUAUAGCCUUGUAGAUCCCAACUCCACUACUGUAAUUAUUGCAUCAUCCCUAGACUAAAUCAUGACCACAAUGCACUAUGGGAUUUCAAGAUUUAAGUUCUACCAAACACCAAAA